AAAGGCUGCCUGCCGACACUGGGGCCCAUACUUGGUCAUAGUAAAAGGGACAAAGGGCUAGUAUUUGUUUUCGGGCUGGCUCUUCCAUGACUUUGACGGUUAUUGUUUGCUUUUCAAUGGACCCCGGCUAUGGGCAACUGGGACUAUUGAUCACUGCUUUGGCUAUGGCAUUGUGUUGUGGCCACGAUGUGCUCGGAUUCCUGGAGUUUGUUGUGUUGGUCCGACAGACUACUAGUACUAAGCUAGGCAAUGUACCAGUGAUUUGUUGCCACAGUGACUUGCUUCAUCAGGUUCACCUUAUGUAGAACUAUCUACCUCUAGUCAGACAGAGAUGCGCACAAAGCGU
Chaetomium strumarium is the source of this 346-nucleotide messenger RNA. RefSeq lists its product as uncharacterized. The record is from RefSeq and is a predicted model, not a curated record. NCBI's taxonomy places the organism in Eukaryota, Fungi, Ascomycota, Sordariomycetes, Sordariales, Chaetomiaceae. The coding region runs from base 87 to 305 and encodes 72 amino acids. The transcript has a single exon.